Molecule: messenger RNA, 1702 nt
Organism: Lactuca saligna
Lineage: Eukaryota; Viridiplantae; Streptophyta; Magnoliopsida; Asterales; Asteraceae
Source: the annotation of a GenBank genome assembly
CCUACGAAUAAUCAAAACAGCCCAUAGGAUUCGUGUCUUAUGGCAAACCUACCCACUACCACCAAGUACAAUGCACCAUCACAAGCUCGCACAGCAGAACUGCUUACAACCGCCUUCUCCGAGCUCUUCGUUUUUCCGAACCAGUUUCUCCAUUGAUUUUUGUUUUUAGCUCUGAACAAUGCCAACAGGAGAAGAUUAUAAGAUAAAGAAGAAGAACAAAUCGAUCAGGAAGAAAUUGCGGAGCGAGUCAUCCAAGGUUUCUAAUCGCAUCGCCGCCAUCAUCGCACAAAAAAAGCGUCGUCAGUCCGGCAAACGCAGAAUGUGUCAGGGAAUGUGUUUUAGCCUCCCUACUCCUGAGGAUCCUUUCUUAGACAAACCUACAAAUCUCGAUUCCAAGAAAAAGGACAAGACAAAGAAGAUCAAGAAACUGGAGCCAUCAAAGGGAGUUGAUAAUCUGUCAGAAAAAGGAAAUAAGAGAAAGGCUAAAGAAGAUGAUCAAUCAAAUGGAAACAACCAGGAACAUAAAAGGGCAAGGGUGGAGAAAGAUUCAGAUAAAAAAAGCACCAAGAAACUUAGUACCUCCCGUAUUUCAAAAGAUGAAGGUUGCCCUUCAAAAUUCUUAAUCUCAUGUUUGAAAACAAUACAAGAUAUGAUGCAUCACAAUGAAGCAUUCGAACCAGGAAAGCCUCUGUUCUUUGACUCAUGGGGCUUUGAUUUUUGGAGAUGUUAUUCAAGUGGCAAACAUGUAUUGGAGACAAAUGGAAGUUGUACAAUGGAACAAGUUGCUUGGAUAGCAUCAACUGCUGUUGACACCAUUACAAAUAAGGAAAAAGAAGGCGUAUCUUUCACCACUCCUUACCUUUUAUUCCUUGUACCUUCACAACAGAAAGCAAUACAGGUACGUUCUGUAUGCAAGCCAUUAAAGGCAUUUGGAAUACAUACAGUAAGUCUACAUCCUGGUGCUUCCAUAGAUCAUCAAAUUCACGGAUUAAAAACAUGUGAGCCGGAGUUUCUUGUUUGCACACCAGAUAGGCUUGUGGAGCUUGUUUCCAUGGAAGCCAUAGAUAUUUCUGGAGUUUGUUCUCUGAUUAUUGAUGGAUUGGGAUCUUCUACUGAAGGAGCUUACCUUGAGAGCGUCAAAUCUAUUCAAAAGCAUAUUUCUGUUGACCCACACACUGUGUGUGCAGAUUGUCACGAGAGGAAUCCCUUAUCAACAAGAAAUAGCGAUGAGAAUGAACCUGUGGUUUGUGUGUAUGAUUGAUUUGGAAGAUAUUCUCACAAGAAUGUCUCCGGAUACUUUAAAAGGGAAAUUUAAUGUGAUUUUAAGGAGAGAAGAUUUAGCAAUUGCAGGACAAAUGAGUUUUAUUGUUCUCAAAAGUCAGAACUACUCGUUUUUUAUUCACAUAUGGGUAUCCUUUUUUUAUUUUUGACCUUGAAUGUUUUAUGAAUCCUGAGUAUUGUAUUUGGUAAAAUGUAAAAGAAGGCAUUAGGCAGGUGAGACGAGCAAAAUUGUGACUGUUGUAUUUGUAGUUUUAUUGCCGAUUAGAACACUGGAAUAUGGUAAUAGUUGCUGUGUUCUGGUUAUGCACUUUUGCUUGAGCUUUUCUCGGGGCUAAUCACUAAAAUCCCCAAAAUGGGUGGAGUCCUAUUACAAAAUAACUAUAUAUUUUUUUUUGUUAUUUUAUUUAAGCUAUCAUUGAUC